Anarrhichthys ocellatus (wolf-eel) is the source of this 2151-nucleotide messenger RNA. Its product is annotated as matrilin-2. The coding region runs from base 1 to 2151 and encodes 716 amino acids. Lineage: Eukaryota; Metazoa; Chordata; Actinopteri; Perciformes; Anarhichadidae. The transcript is spliced from 12 exons. Gene Ontology annotation, molecular function: calcium ion binding. The record is from RefSeq and is a predicted model, not a curated record.
AUGAGGUCCCUGGCUCUCUGCCUCUUCUUCCUGUUGUGCUGUAACGCAGUCCGACUGGACAGACGGCGUCCCAGACCCAUCGCGGCCAGAGGUCGCAAUGAGACCACUGUCCAAACCAAACCAGUGGAGAACCCCUGCAAAGCAAUGCCGUUGGAUUUCGUCUUUGUCAUCGACAGCUCCCGGAGCAUCCGCCCCAACGACUACGAGAAGGUCAAGGCCUUCAUCGUCGACCUGCUUCAGUUCCUCAAGGUGGGCCCAGACGCCACGCGGGUCGGCCUGCUGCAGUACGGCAGCGUGGUCCAGCCCGAGUUCUCCCUCAACACCUACACCACCAAGGCCGAGGUGGAGCAGGCGGUGGGGAGCAUGGAGCACCUCGCCACGGGAACGAUGACCGGCCUGGCCAUCCAGUACACCAUGGAGACGGCCUUCACCGAGGAGGAGGGGGCACGACCUGCAGACCUGCUCAUCCCGCGGAUCGCCAUGGUCGUGACUGACGGACGGCCUCAGGACACGGUGGAGGAGAUCGCGGCUCAGGCGAGGCAGGCCGGCAUCCAGAUCUUUGCUGUCGGAGUCGGCAGGGUGGACAUGAACACGCUGAAGGCCAUAGGGAGCGAGCCGCACUCUGAGCAUGUGCACCUGGUGGCCAACUUUAGCCAGAUAGAAACCCUCAUCUCCGUGUUCCAGUCCAAACUGUGCGGAGGGUCAGAGAUGUGUGAGGUGGUGGACCACCAGUGCCAGCAAAUCUGUGUGAGCAGUCCCGCCUCAUACAGGUGCAAGUGCAGGAAGGGCUUCACCCUCAACCCCGACGGCAAGACAUGCACAGCUGAGGAUAUGUGUGCUGUGGUGGACCAUGGCUGUGAGCACAUCUGUGCCAACUUACCAGAUGGCUACGAGUGCCGCUGCCAUCCAGAGUAUCAACUCAACGUAGACCUGAAGACGUGCGACAAGAUCGAUCGCUGUGCUGAUGGCACCCAUGGGUGUGAACAGGAGUUCACCAACACAGAAGACGCCUGUGUGUGUAAAUGCAGGAAAGGCUACACACUCAGAGCUGAUGGGAAAACGUGCAAGAAGGUGGAUCGCUGUGCUGAUGGCGCCCACGGGUGUGAACAGGAGUUCACCAACGCAGAAGACGCCUGUGUGUGUAAAUGCAGGAAAGGCUACACACUCAGAGCUGAUGGGAAAACAUGCAAAAAGACGGACCACUGCGCUGACGGGAAACACGGCUGUGAACAGGAGUUUAUGAGCACUGACGAUUCGUGUGUGUGCAAAUGCAGAAACGGAUUCUCACUCCGACCUGAUGGGAGAACAUGUCAGAGUCUGGAUGUGUGUCAGACAGUGGACCAUGGCUGUGAGCACCAGUGCGUCAGCACCGUUGACUCCUACAUCUGCAGAUGUUUUGAUGGAUUUAUGUUGGCUGAAGAUGGGAAGAGCUGCAAGAAGCCGGAGUGUGGCGAUGGAGUCAUGGAUCUGAUUUUCGUAAUCGAUGGCUCUAAGAGUCUGGGCCCUGCUAACUUUGAACUGGUGAAGCGGUUUGUGAACAGCAUCGUGGACUUGCUGGACAUUUCCAGGACAGGUGCCCAUGUCGGCCUUCUCCAGUACUCCACCAAGGUGCGCACGGAGUUCACCCUGGGCCAGUACAGCACGGCGCACACUGUCAAGCAGGCCGUGUCCCGGAUGCAGUACAUGGGGAGAGGCUCCAUGACGGGCUCCGCCUUGCGCCACAUGUUUGAGUCCAGCUUCUCGGCCAAAGAGGGAGCCAGGCCGAACGUCCCCCGUGUCAGCGUUGUGUUUACUGAUGGGAGAUCGCAGGACGACGUGUCCGAAUGGGCUGAUAAAGCAAAGAACUCUGGGGUCACGCUAUACGCCCUGGGUGUUGGCAAGGCCAUUGAACAGGAGCUGAGAGAAAUAGCUUCAGAGCCCGAUGAGAAGCACCUUUACUACGCUGAAGAUUUUGAGAAAAUGGGAGAGAUUACAAAGAAGCUCAAGUCCAGGAUAUGUAAAGACAAACCAUCCGGUGACAACAUGUGCCAGUGUGAGAACGUGAUUAUGUUUCAAAACCAGGUCACCGAGAAGCUGAAGAAGCUGGUACAGAAUAUUGAAGCCAUGACAAAGAAGCUGGACACACUCGAGAAUCAAGUCGUAAACAAAUGA